Molecule: messenger RNA, 4544 nt
Organism: Mugil cephalus (flathead mullet)
Lineage: Eukaryota; Metazoa; Chordata; Actinopteri; Mugiliformes; Mugilidae
Gene: slc38a3b
Product: solute carrier family 38 member 3b
Exons: 17
Coding region: 243-1790 (515 amino acids)
Biological process (GO): asparagine transport; histidine transport; amino acid transmembrane transport
Molecular function (GO): L-asparagine transmembrane transporter activity; L-histidine transmembrane transporter activity; L-glutamine transmembrane transporter activity
Source: RefSeq, a predicted model, not a curated record
GUUUGCCAAAAGGGAGAGGGAGAGAGGGAGGGAGAGAGAGAGAGAGCGUAAAACCCCACGAAUGUUGGGACCAGGUUUACUGAAGGGAUUGAAAGAAAGAAACAGACAGGGAAGGAAGCUACUCAUCAGUGGGAUUAACCUGAAAUCCUCGAGACAAGACCUUUUGAUACUCAAGACUUCAGAAGCAUCUCCUCCUUUACUGAACAAGUAUAAGCCAAAGAGAAUCUGAUAUACCUUGGACGAUGGAGCCCUCUCAAUCAGAGAUGAACAUAUUGUCCAAUGGGAAAAGUCACGACCUGGUGGAUGAUGUUGGCGUGCCAAUGAAGACGUUUCUAGACGAGGAUCAAAAUGGCACUCAAACAGUCAGAUUUGAUGACCCCGAUGGAGGACAUGAAAAUGAGGGGUUUUUGCCCAGUGCAGAUGGAAAGAAACCCAUCCGUUUCACAGAUUUUGAAGGAAAGACCUCGUUUGGCAUGUCAGUCUUCAACUUGGGCAACGCUAUCAUGGGCAGUGGGAUCCUGGGGUUGGCGUACGCCAUGGCCAACACUGGUAUACUUCUCUUCUUGUUUCUUCUGACUGCAGUAGCAGCCCUGUCAUGCUACUCCAUUCAUCUACUGCUCAAAGCAUCUGGCAUUGUGGGAAUUCGAGCUUAUGAACAGCUGGGGUACAGAGCGUUUGGCACCCCUGGAAAAAUGGCCGCCGGCAUAGCGAUCACACUGCAGAACAUUGGAGCUAUGUCCAGCUACCUGUACAUCGUCAAGUCCGAGUUACCUCUGGUCAUUCAAGCUUUCACGAAGGCAGACCCCAACUCUGAUCUGUGGUACUUGAAUGGAAACUACCUGGUCGUCAUGGUCUCUGCCAGUAUGAUCCUGCCUCUCGCUUUAAUGAAGCAGCUCGGUUACCUAGGUUACACCAGCGGUUUUUCUCUCAGCUGCAUGGUGUUCUUUCUCACUGCGGUUACCUAUAAGAAGUUCCAGAUCCCCUGCCCCUUCGAGGAGUUCUCCGCCAACAGCACUGCCUCCCACCACAUCUCCAAUACCUCAAGCCACUUCCACGACUACAACAGCGGCUUGGUUCACGAGGACGACGACUCCCACUGCGCCCCGCGCAUGUUCACCAUAAACUCACAGACCGCGUACACCAUCCCCAUCCUGGCCUUUGCUUUUGUGUGCCACCCCGAGGUCCUGCCCAUCUACACCGAGCUACGCAAUCCAACGCAGAAGAGGAUGCAAAAGGUGUCCAACAUCUCCAUCUUAGUCAUGUACACCAUGUACUUUCUGGCGGCUCUGUUUGGCUACCUGACGUUUUAUGACAAGGUGGAGCCCGAACUCCUGCACACUUACAGCCGGAUCGAUCCUUAUGACACGUUGAUCCUGUGCGUAAGAGUGGCCGUCCUCACCGCUGUAACACUGACCGUGCCUAUUGUGCUGUUCCCUGUGCGCAGGGCCAUCCAGCAGAUGCUGUUCCCCACCAAGUCGUUCAGCUGGUUACGUCACAUUGCCAUCGCUCUCAUUCUGCUCACCUUCAUCAACAUGCUGGUGAUAUUUGCUCCCAACAUUCUGGGCAUCUUCGGCGUCAUCGGUGCCACAUCGGCCCCCUGCCUCAUUUUCAUCUUUCCCGCCGUCUUCUAUAUCCGCAUUGUUCCCAAAGAAGAUGAACCCAUGAACUCCGUUCCCAAGAUAGCGGCUGUUAUUUUUACUGCUCUUGGCGUCUCCUUCAUGGUAAUGAGUCUGAGCUUCAUAAUUAUCGACUGGACAACAGGGACGAGCCAUUCUGCCGGAGGCCACUAGAGGUUGCUUCAAUGUGUGUGGUCUUGGGUCGGGGAAGGGGUACAAAGAACAGUGUAAAGGGAGCACUAUCACCUCAGUGGGAACACACUACAGGGCAGCCCAGCAGAGUCUGGGGUAGAUAACAGUACAAAAUACACACGUAUACUGAUCAAAUUAAAUUAACUUUUAGACUGUAACUUUAUACAUAUCUGAACAAUUUAUUUAAAUAAUCAGGAAUGAACAGGGUCUUUCCUUAGUGCAACUAAGUCCACCCAUGAUGGUGAAAUGGUCCUUUCCUGCUGCUUCUUCUUUAUUUACACGCAAACAGCUGCAGCUGGUACUGUACAGGAAAAAGUUGUCUUUUAGGCUGAAGAUGGGAAGGUAUUACCAUAUGAUAUACAUGAGAAAUAGCAAAAUGACUUCCAACUUACUUUUUACAUAUUAUUUCCCAUGAGAAGCAGAAAAGUUUAUGGUCAGAUCAGAUUAUCUCAACCAGCAGUGAUCUGCACCGUCCACUGUCUCUGUUCAUGUGAGACAAAGACCUGCUUUAAGGCUUUAGAGCGCGGGUGAGCGUUUGUUAAUCUGCAAAAUUCCUUCACAAACCCUGGUGCCUUCUAGCAUUUCAAACAGCACAAAGACAGAAAAAAAAAAAAAAAACACGAGUGGAUAUUUAUUUAGCUAGCUGCUAUAUUUGUCUUUAUAAUUUCAAAUGGAGUUUAUUUAACUACUGUGUAUGACGAAGUUAAUAAAUCCAAAACAUUGUUUAGCUCACAGUAUUUUACAUGUUUGAUAGAAUGCAAAUAUUUGAUACCUUUUACCUUUAUUUUAAAAAAAAGUUUAUCACAAAUAUGCCAAAGUGUGACUUUGAAACCAAGUGCAGUUCAAGUUUACCCUAACAGUUUAUACAAGUUUAAAGAUUACAGGUGUAACAAAUAACAUCCCUUCACGAGGCUUACACUGAAGCGGAUGAGGCUUUCGCUGAGUGGAAAUUCAAACCUAAGAUGCCACAGAUUCCAAAACUGCUCUGGAAUCGAAUGGAAUAGUUCCACAUUCUAUGGAAAAGUAUAGUAUUGCCGCUCUCAUGUCUCCAUUUAAAGCAACAGCCGUGAGACUGGCGCUAGCAUAGAGCUCAGGAAAAGACUGCAGUCAAGGGGAAACAGCUCGCUCAGUCCAAAGAUUAAAAAGAAAAAACUCCUGUUGCACAUGCAUAAAUAAUAAUAUCUAUAUACAGUUUUCAGUCUGUUAUGCUAAGCUAAAAGGAGGCUCUUAAUAAUCAUAAAUGAGAGCAAACAAAUCACCAAAAUGUCCAACACAAGUUUAAAGGACGGGUUCAUCCAAAGGAAAGAAAACAUUUAAGACACAAUUUUAGGAGAAAAUAUAGUUUCACAUACAUAGUUUUGGUUGUACUUGCCUGAUAUUUUGUGCAUGAAUUUGGAUGGACCCACCUUCUGAAUAAAGCUCUGUGGGUUUGAACUAUACCAAGCAAACAAAGAGGUAUUGUUAUUUUUCAAAGAUGCGCUUGUCAUUCAUUUUAAUAAUGUGUUGUGCUUUAAUGAUUCUGCCAAAUGUCUGUGCUUUAAUGCUUUUGUCGUAUUAUGAUCAGCCUCGUCAGCUAUUUACGGCGGAUGUCGAUGUUUUGCAUGAGAAGUCUUGUCCGGUCCGUCCUAUAGUUUAGUGAACUGCACAGUAACAGGGCGUUUCCUUCCGGCACUGUCACGAGUACAUGUUAUUGUAAUACUGUACAUUUGGCAUCUUACAGUGAAGUGUACCGGGAUCGCAGUCUGUGCUGUAGUUGUAUUGGUAUUAUGAAGCACUUCUUAGAAGAUGUGAGAACUUUUCAGAUUUGAUUGUUAUGAUGAUUCAUUUUUUAUCUAUUAUUCUUUUUUAGCUCAAUCUAGAUAUGUGUGGAUGAAUAAUUCCUCCGUGAUUUUUGAGACCCACAAUAGCACUGACAAAUUCAAUAUCACUUCAGUUUUGAUAGAUUACAAGAAUGUUUAAUUAUAAACGAAUGUAGACCAUAAAUUCAAAACCUCUAUAAAUAGUAAAAAAAAAAUUGUAUACCCUACCAGUCAAAAGUUUAGACACUUUCUCACUGAACUGAAUGAGAAGGUGUGUCCAAACCUGUGACUGGUAGUGUACUUGCUAUUCGUAUCCAAAUAUGUUGUUUUUAGUAUUUCGCAAGUCUCAGGUUUUAGAAAGGUCCCUCACCUAUCUCAUUUUAUUUAUAUAUUACUCUAUUUGGUGUUUGUUUAACGUGUCUGUCUCUCAAUGAAGAUGUUGUUGCAGACAAAUUAUGAGCAACAGCAGGAGAUGUUUUUAGUCCAGGCAUCAUCCUCGGUCCGUCCCUUGCUUGUCCACGUGGAUUUGCAGUGGUUGUUGUGGUGUAAACGAAGGUUUCGGUGAACGUGAGCAUUUCUUCACUUUAGGGGCUCACGCCAAAAUAACAACUGACUACCUACUAAAUGCCUUUAGCUUUUAAACAAUAACCACCGUUUUAUCAGACAGACAGAGUAUAUAUCGAAUAUGCAUUUGUCAUGCACAAAGCACAUCUGUGUCAUCUUUUAUUGUAGCUGUUGUUCCACACGGUAAUCUAUGGCUAUAAAUAAAACAACAUGGUCUAUGAAUUCUGGUUAAUAAGACAUGACUUUAUAUAAAUAAUGUAUAUACAGUAUAUGUAAACCUUUUAUAUUUGUGAUGCAUAUUUACAGCAGCUUGUAAAGUGUAAAUAGCAGGGACAGUUUUAGUUUGCUAAAUAAAUAAUUGUAGAUGUUUUUA